GGCGGCGCGGAGAAGUGGCGGCCGGGCUACCGAGCACCAGGGGAGAGAUGUUGAAGUUCAAGUAUGGAGCACGGAACCCACUGGAUGGCAGUGCCCCUGAACCCAUUGCGAGUCGGGCCUCCAGGCUUAAUCUCUUCUUCCAGGGGAAACCACCCUCUAUGACUCAACAGCAGAUGUCUGCUCUUUCCCGAGAAGGGAUAUUAGAUGCCCUCUUUGUUCUCUUUGAAGAAUGCAGUCAGCCUGCUCUGAUGAAGGUGAAGCACGUGAGCAACUUUGUCCGGAAGUACUCCGACACCAUAGCUGAGUUACAGGAGCUCCAGCCUUCAGCAAGAGACUUUGAAGUCCGAAGUCUUGUGGGUUGUGGUCACUUUGCUGAAGUACAGGUGGUCAGAGAGAGAGCAACGGGGGAUGUCUAUGCCAUGAAAAUCAUGAAGAAGGCGGCUCUGUUGGCCCAGGAACAGGUUUCAUUUUUUGAGGAAGAGCGGAACAUAUUAUCUCGGAGCACAAGCCCUUGGAUCCCCCAAUUACAGUAUGCCUUUCAGGACAAAAAUAACCUUUACCUGGUCAUGGAGUAUCAGCCUGGAGGGGAUUUGCUGUCUCUUCUGAAUAGAUAUGAGGACCAAUUAGAUGAAAACAUGAUUCAGUUUUACCUAGCCGAACUGAUUUUAGCUGUUCACAGUGUUCACCAGAUGGGAUAUGUACAUCGUGAUAUCAAGCCUGAGAACAUUCUAAUCGACCGAACUGGACACAUCAAGCUGGUAGAUUUUGGAUCAGCUGCUAAAAUGAAUUCACAUAAGGUCGAUGCCAAACUCCCGAUUGGGACCCCAGAUUAUAUGGCUCCUGAAGUGCUGACGGUGAUGAACGGGGACGGAAGAGGCACCUAUGGCCUGGACUGUGAUUGGUGGUCAGUGGGAGUGGUUGCUUAUGAGAUGGUUUAUGGGAGAACCCCAUUCACAGAGGGCACCUCUGCCAGGACUUUCAACAACAUCAUGAAUUUCCAGAGGUUUUUGAAGUUCCCAGAUGACCCUGAAGUUAGCAGUGAGUUCCUCGAUCUGAUUCAGAGUUUGUUGUGUGGCCAGAAAGAGAGAUUGAAGUUUGAGGGUUUCUGUCGGCACCCUUUCUUCUCCAAAAUUGACUGGCACAACCUCCGGAACUCUCCUCCUCCUUUCGUUCCUACCCUCAAGUCUGAUGAUGACACUUCCAAUUUUGAUGAACCAGAGAAGAAUUCGUGGGUUUCAUCCUCUCCGUGCCAGCUGAGCCCCUCGGGUUUCUCGGGCGAAGAACUGCCGUUUGUGGGGUUUUCAUACAGCAAAGCACUAGGGAUUCUUGGUAGAGCUGAGUCUGUUGUGUCAGGUCUGGACUCCCCUGCCAAGACUAGCUCCAUGGAAAAGAAACUUCUCAUCAAAAGCAAAGAGCUGCAAGACUCUCAGGACAAGUGUCACAAGAUGGAGCAGGAAAUGACCCGGUUACAUCGGAGAGUGUCAGAGGUGGAGGCUGUGCUUAGUCAGAAGGAGGUGGAGCUGAAGGCCUCUGAGACUCAGAGAUCCCUCCUGGAGCAGGACCUUGCCACCUACAUCACAGAAUGCAGUAGCUUAAAGCGAAGUUUGGAGCAAGCACGGAUGGAGGUGUCCCAGGAGGAUGACAAAGCACUGCAGCUUCUCCAUGACAUCAGAGAGCAGAGCCGGAAGCUCCAAGAAAUCAAAGAGCAGGAGUACCAGGCUCAGGUGGAAGAAAUGAGGCUGAUGAUGAAUCAGCUGGAAGAGGACCUUGUCUCAGCCAGAAGACGGAGCGAUCUUUAUGAAUCUGAGCUGAGAGAGUCUCGGCUUGCUGCUGAAGAAUUCAAGCGGAAGGCAACUGAAUGUCAGCAUAAACUGAUGAAGGCUAAAGACCAAGGAAAGCCUGAAGUAGGAGAAUGUUCCAAGCUUGAGAAGAUCAAUGCUGAGCAGCAGCUCAAGAUCCAGGAGCUCCAGGAGAAGCUGGAAAAGGCGGUAAAGGCCAGCACAGAGGCCACCGAGCUCCUGCAGAAUAUCCGCCAGGCAAAGGAACGGGCCGAGAGGGAGCUGGAGAAGCUGCAGAACCGAGAAGAUUCUUCUGAAGGCAUCAAAAAGAAGCUGGUUGAAGCUGAGGAACGCCGCCAUUCUCUGGAGAACAAGGUAAAGAGGCUAGAGACCAUGGAGCGUAGAGAAAACAGACUGAAGGAUGACAUCCAGACAAAAUCCCAACAGAUCCAGCAGAUGGCUGAUAAAAUUCUGGAACUGGAGGAGAAACAUCGGGAGGCUCAGGUCUCAGCCCAACACCUGGAAGUGCACCUGAAACAGAAGGAGCAGCACUACGAGGAAAAGAUUAAAGUGUUGGACAAUCAAAUAAAGAAAGAUUUGGCCGACAAGGAGAGUCUGGAGAACAUGAUGCAGCGACACGAAGAGGAGGCUCAUGAGAAGGGCAAGAUCCUCAGCGAGCAGAAGGCGAUGAUCAAUGCUAUGGAUUCCAAGAUCAGAUCCCUGGAACAGAGGAUCGUGGAAUUGUCUGAGGCCAAUAAGCUUGCAGCAAACAGCAGUCUCUUCACCCAAAGGAACAUGAAGGCCCAGGAAGAGAUGAUUUCAGAACUCAGGCAGCAGAAAUUUUACCUGGAGACACAGGCUGGGAAACUGGAGGCCCAGAACCGAAAGUUAGAAGAACAGCUGGAGAAAAUCAGCCACCAAGAUCACAGUGACAAGAAUCGGCUGCUGGAGCUGGAGACGAGGCUGAGGGAGGUCAGCCUGGAGCAUGAGGAGCAGAAGCUGGAGCUAAAGCGCCAGCUCACAGAGCUGCAGCUGUCUCUGCAGGAGCGUGAGUCCCAGCUGACAGCCCUGCAGGCUGCCCGUGCGGCCCUGGAGAGCCAGCUUCGGCAGGCCAAGACAGAGCUGGAGGAGACGACAGCAGAAGCGGAAGAGGAGAUCCAGGCUCUCACGGCACAUAGAGAUGAAAUUCAGCGCAAAUUUGAUGCCCUUCGUAACAGCUGUACUGUCAUCACAGACCUGGAGGAGCAGCUGAACCAGCUGACUGAGGACAACGCUGAACUCAAUAACCAAAACUUCUACUUGUCCAAACAACUUGACGAGGCUUCCGGGGCCAAUGAUGAGAUCGUCCAGCUUCGAAGUGAGGUGGACCAUCUGCGCCGUGAGAUCACAGAAAGGGAGAUGCAGCUUACCAGCCAGAAGCAAGCACAACUCAGUGGUACUGAUUUGCAGACGAUGGAGGCUCUGAAGACCACAUGCACAAUGCUGGAAGAGCAGGUCAUGGAUUUGGAGGCCCUGAAUGAUGAGCUGCUGGAAAAAGAGCGCCAGUGGGAGGCCUGGAGGAGCGUCCUCGGGGACGAGAAGUCCCAGUUUGAGUGUCGUGUUCGAGAGUUACAGAGGAUGCUGGACACUGAGAAACAGAGCAGGGCCAGAGCAGAUCAGCGGAUCACGGAGUCUCGCCAGGUGGUGGAGUUGGCUGUGAAGGAACACAAGGCUGAAAUCCUUGCUCUGCAACAGGCUCUCAAAGAACAGAAGCUGAAAGCGGAGAGCCUUUCCGACAAGCUCAACGAUCUGGAGAAGAAACAUGCCAUGCUUGAGAUGAAUGCCCGAAGCUUACAGCAGAAAUUGGAGACAGAGCGCGAGCUCAAACAAAGGCUUCUGGAAGAGCAAGCCAAAUUACAGCAGCAGAUGGACCUGCAGAAGAACCACAUUUUCCGUCUGACUCAGGGGCUACAGGAAGCUCUCGAUAGGGCGGAUCUGCUGAAGACAGAAAGGAGUGACUUGGAGUAUCAGCUGGAAAACAUUCAGGUUCUCUAUUCUCAUGAAAAGGUGAAAAUGGAAGGCACUAUUUCUCAACAAACCAAGCUCAUUGAUUUUCUACAAGCCAAAAUGGACCAACCAGCUAAAAAGAAAAAGGGUUUAUUUAGUCGACGGAAAGAGGACCCUGCUUUGCCCACACAGGUUCCUCUGCAGUACAAUGAGCUGAAGCUGGCCUUGGAGAAGGAGAAAGCACGCUGUGCAGAGUUGGAGGAAGCCCUUCAGAAGACCCGCAUCGAGCUGCGGUCUGCCCGGGAGGAAGCUGCCCACCGCAAAGCCACAGACCACCCACACCCAUCUACGCCAGCCACUGCGAGGCAGCAGAUCGCCAUGUCUGCCAUUGUGCGGUCACCUGAGCAUCAGCCCAGUGCCAUGAGUCUGCUUGCCCCGCCAUCCAGCCGAAGAAAGGAGUCUUCAACUCCAGAGGAAUUUAAUCGGCGUCUUAAGGAGCGCAUGCACCACAAUAUUCCUCACCGAUUUAAUGUUGGACUGAACAUGCGAGCCACGAAGUGUGCUGUGUGUCUGGAUACUGUGCACUUUGGACGCCAGGCAUCCAAAUGUCUUGAAUGUCAGGUGAUGUGUCACCCCAAGUGUUCCACCUGCUUGCCAGCCACCUGUGGCCUACCUGCUGAAUAUGCCACACACUUCACCGAGGCCUUCUGCCGUGACAAAAUGAACUCCCCGGGUCUCCAGAGCAAGGAGCCCAGCAGCAGCUUGCACCUGGAAGGGUGGAUGAAGGUGCCCAGGAAUAACAAACGAGGACAGCAAGGUUGGGACAGGAAGUACAUUGUCUUGGAGGGAUCAAAAGUUCUCAUCUAUGACAAUGAAGCCAGAGAAGCUGGACAGAGGCCGGUGGAAGAAUUUGAGCUGUGCCUUCCCGAUGGGGAUGUAUCUAUUCAUGGUGCCGUUGGUGCUUCUGAACUCGCAAAUACAGCCAAAGCAGAUGUUCCAUACAUACUGAAGAUGGAGUCUCACCCUCAUACUACCUGCUGGCCCGGAAGAACCCUCUACUUGCUCGCACCCAGCUUUCCUGACAAACAGCGCUGGGUCACAGCCUUAGAAUCAGUUGUUGCAGGUGGGAGAGUUUCUAGGGAAAAGGCAGAAGCCGAUGCUGCUUGUGACCAUAUUUCCUCUGAGUGUCUGCCUGCGUGGCUUCAGAAAUUACUUGGAAACUCUCUGCUGAAACUGGAGGGUGAUGACCGGCUCGACAUGAACUGUACCCUGCCCUUCAGCGACCAGGUGGUGUUGGUGGGCACCGAGGAAGGGCUUUAUGCACUGAAUGUCUUGAAAAACUCCUUAACCCACAUCCCAGGAAUUGGAGCAGUCUUCCAAAUUUAUAUCAUCAAGGACCUGGAGAAGCUCCUUAUGAUAGCAGGAGAAGAGCGGGCCCUGUGUCUGGUGGACGUGAAGAAAGUGAAGCAGUCCCUGGCACAGUCGCACCUUCCCGCCCAGCCGGACAUCUCACCCAACAUAUUUGAAGCUGUCAAGGGCUGCCACUUGUUUGCUGCUGGCAAGAUUGAGAAUGGACUCUGCAUCUGUGCAGCCAUGCCUAACAAAGUUGUCAUCCUCCGCUACAAUGAAAACCUCAGCAAGUACUGCAUUCGGAAGGAGAUUGAAACCUCGGAGCCCUGCAGCUGUAUCCACUUCACCAAUUACAGCAUCCUCAUCGGAACCAACAAAUUUUACGAGAUCGACAUGAAGCAGUACACACUCGAGGAGUUCCUGGAUAAGAACGACCACUCCUUGGCACCUGCUGUGUUCGCCUCCUCGUCCAACAGCUUCCCUGUCUCCAUCGUGCAGGCAAAUAGUGCCGGGCAGCGAGAGGAGUACUUGCUGUGCUUCCACGAAUUUGGGGUGUUUGUGGAUUCUUAUGGAAGACGUAGCCGCACAGAUGAUCUCAAGUGGAGUCGCUUACCUCUGGCCUUUGCCUACAGAGAACCCUAUCUGUUUGUGACUCACUUCAACUCACUUGAAGUAAUUGAGAUCCAGGCACGUUCCUCACUGGGGACCCCUGCCCGAGCAUAUUUGGAAAUCCCGAACCCACGCUACCUGGGCCCUGCAAUUUCCUCGGGAGCAAUUUACCUGGCCUCUUCAUACCAGGAUAAAUUAAGGGUCAUAUGCUGCAAAGGAAACCUUGUGAAGGAGUCUGGCACUGACCACCACCGGGUGCCCUCCACCUCCCGCAGCAGCCCCAACAAAAGAGGCCCACCAACAUACAACGAGCACAUCACCAAACGUGUGGCCUCCAGCCCGGCACCACCAGAAGGCCCCAGCCACCCUCGAGAGCCAAGCACACCCCACCGCUACCGUGACCGUGAGGGCCGGACAGAGCUGCGUAGGGACAAGUCUCCUGGCCGCCCUCUGGAGCGUGAGAAGUCCCCAGGCCGGAUGCUGAGCACAAGGAGGGAGCGGUCUCCCGGGAGGCUGUUUGAAGACAGCAGCAGGGGCCGGCUGCCUGCAGGAGCUGUGAGAACCCCAUUGUCCCAGGUUAAUAAGGUCUGGGACCAGUCUUCAGUGUAAGUCUCAACCAGAAGAACCAAUUCCUCAUCUCAGUCUGCAGGAAAACACCACGCCAAGGAUCUCCGCCGCAGGGGACCUUGGCACCGUCUGCUCAGCCUGCUCUGGCACUGUUGGGCCCAGACUUCCCUUGGCACGGACACCCUUCUCUAGGGGGUGUGGGUGGCCGAGGCUCUUUGGCGCUGCCAGCGCUUGGUGCCCCUGCCCGGGCUCCUUCCUGCAGUCAUCCUCUUGCACUUUGUUACUCUUUCACAGCAUUCAUAGACUUUUGUACCUAGCUCUAGCCUGUACCAGUUCAUCAAAGAAAACCAACCUGGACACUAACUGUGGUUAGAAUCCUACUUAGCUACUUUAAGAUCCUAAGAUUGGUUGGUUUUUCUUUGGUUUUGAUUUAUUUUUCCUUUUUUUCUUUUUUUAAGACAACAGAGUUCUUAAUAGAUUUGAAUAGUGAUGUAUUUCCUGUUGUAGUCAUUUUUAGCUAGCUCACACCAUCAGGUCUUUGCCACUGAAACGUAGAGUCCCUGUCGGUUGGCGACCCUCCCGUGUUCAUAUAGCUUCAUUCUUGUUCCAGUCCAUUCUCAUAGAUGGCCCUGUCUACCCAGGGUGACAUCAUAGCCAAAUGUUUACUGUUCUCAUUGCCUUUUAUGGCCUUGACGACUUCCCCUCCCACCAGCUGAGAAUGUACGGAGGUCAUUAGGCCUCAGCUCAGAGGCAGUGACUGGGGCCAAGGGACCUCACCGAGCUUUCCUUCCCUUCCCCACCCCUUGGUGUCAUCUCCCAGCCUGUUUCCCUUGCUUUCCAUGUAGCUUUGGCCAGGAAAGCAUGCAAUAGACUUGCUCUAAGCCCAGCAUUCAUAGGUCUUGGGGUUGGGCCAGGGACCGGGGGCACCCACCUCCUAUCCCUGAAGGUCGGUGUGUUGCUCCUUACUCUAGAAUGAGGAGGAGACCCGUCCAAGGAGCUCUGCAUGGCGGAUCACUGCAUGUGCUGACCCCUGACCCGGCUGACCCCUCUUCCCUCUGGGUUGCUCUGCCAAUAUAUUGCUACCAUCCCAUAGUCCCACGGAAUUGAGACCUCUGAUGACUUGUCAACUAAGUGGCCACAACAAGCUGCAGUCUGUAGCACUGGACAAACAAACAAAACGCUCAAGCCUUAUGACCAGAGAAGGAUUUCAGCAAACCACACCUCUCCCUCAGUUUCCCCUCCCACCUUCCUGUUCCCCGCCCACUUCCUGGAGGAUGACUGUGUUCACAUCAAACCCAGCACGGUUCUACCCCACGAAACUGUGAUUUCCCAAAUGAGCCUUUCCCUAGGGCUGGACCUAAGACCAGGACAUUGGAGAGAGAAGCCGCAGCUCAACUCUUCAGCUCUGCAGGGCUGGUGAGUCCCCCUUAGGUGCAGUGCGGCUCACCCAGUUUCUCUCCACCCUCUUUUAGAGUGUGGGAUUCCUGGCAACUGGAUAGAACCAGCCUAGAGGCUUUGCAGUUGGCAAGCUAACUAGCGGCCUUACUUCUGCCUUUAAUCUCCCAUAAGGCCUCUCCUGCUUCGGAUUCUCCACAACUCUUAGGCAUGCCUCAACAACUAAGGCAUAUCCUAGGUAGGCUGAGAGUGAAAGGUAGACUCUUCCCAUUGCAGGUGACCGUGACUGUGUUUUCAGCCCGUGUGUCCACAGUUCAUAUCACUUUCCAGAUUGCAACCUGGCCCAAAUACCGGCUCCUUCCUGCUCGUCUCUUAACCUAAGUGCUUUCUCGUUUGAACUGCCCAUGAACUUCCACGUCACAGCACCCUGGCAAGUUGUCCUGCUGUUGUGUUUUAUGUGUUGCUUGGAGGCUUUGGGGUCAUGUUCCCUUUCCCUGUCCCCCAGGGCAGGUCUGAAUGAAUGUUUGCUGAAGUUUUUGUCUCUUGGUCCAAAAUAUUUGAAACAGUCACUGAUAACUGGUCUUUCAGUCUUGGCAUUUCAUUUAGGACCUCCAUGAGAAAUGGGCAUCUUGAGCCCUGACAAUGUGUACUGUGUGUCUCAUCUGUGAAAUGCUUCCUGCUAUAUAGAACUAGCUCAAAAGACUGUACAUAUUUACAAGAAACUUUAUAUUCGUAACAAAAAAAGGAAAUUGAAUUGGUUUCUACUUUUUUAUUGUAAAAGGUGCAUUUUUUCAACACUUACUUUUGGUUUCAACGGUGGUAGGUGUGGGCAGCCAUCUCCGCUGGAGGGUGGGGAGCUCUGUGUAGCCACCGGGAUGCCAGCAGGAAAUACCGAAACACAAAAUUGCAGUCAAAAGCUUAUUAGCAUCAGUAAGAUUCUAGGUCUCCAAAAGUACAGGCUUUUUCUUCAUUACCUUUUUUAUUCAGAACAAGGACGAGAACAUGGGAACAAUUCCAGAUCCACCUUGAGAGGAAUGAACUUUGUUGUUGAACAAUAGUGAAAUAAAGCAAUGAUCUAAAAAUGUU
Molecule: messenger RNA, 8771 nt
Organism: Nannospalax galili (Upper Galilee mountains blind mole rat)
Lineage: Eukaryota; Metazoa; Chordata; Mammalia; Rodentia; Spalacidae
Gene: Cit
Product: citron rho-interacting serine/threonine kinase
Exons: 49
Coding region: 48-6332 (2094 amino acids)
Biological process (GO): peptidyl-threonine phosphorylation; mitotic cytokinesis; actomyosin structure organization
Cellular component (GO): cytoplasm; cytoskeleton
Molecular function (GO): ATP binding; protein serine/threonine kinase activity
Source: RefSeq, a predicted model, not a curated record